Molecule: messenger RNA, 1254 nt
Organism: Fusarium oxysporum Fo47
Lineage: Eukaryota; Fungi; Ascomycota; Sordariomycetes; Hypocreales; Nectriaceae
Product: thioredoxin-disulfide reductase TRR1
Exons: 4
Coding region: 122-1114 (330 amino acids)
Biological process (GO): removal of superoxide radicals
Cellular component (GO): cytoplasm
Molecular function (GO): thioredoxin-disulfide reductase (NADPH) activity
Source: RefSeq, a predicted model, not a curated record
GUUCUCCUCAACGUUUAAACGCGUUACUCUCCGUUCCAGCGCUGGUCUUUCGAUUGCGGCAGCGGCGACUACUUUCCAUAAAACUACGAGAAAACCGGCUGUAGAUUUUGGUGUUAGAAAGAUGCAUAGCAAGGUUGUCAUUAUCGGCUCAGGGCCUGCUGCCCACACAGCUGCUGUCUACUUGGCGCGAGCUGAGUUGAAGCCCGUUCUUUAUGAGGGUUUCAUGGCCAAUGGCAUUGCUGCUGGUGGUCAAUUGACCACUACCACUGAGGUUGAGAACUUCCCCGGUUUCCCCAAGGGUAUCAUGGGCGGCGAGUUGAUGGACAACAUGCGAGCCCAGUCCGAGCGCUUCGGCACAGAAAUUGUCACCGACACCGUCACCACCCUCGAUCUCUCCUCCCGCCCCUUCAAGUACAGCACCGAGUUCUCCCCCGAGGAGACACACACCGCCGACUCCGUUAUCAUCGCCACCGGCGCCUCGGCCCGCCGUCUUAACCUCCCUGGCGAGGACAAGUACUGGCAGAACGGUGUCUCCGCCUGCGCUGUCUGCGAUGGGGCCGUCCCCAUCUUCCGCAACAAGCCUCUCUUCGUUAUCGGCGGUGGUGAUUCUGCCGCUGAGGAGGCUACUUUCCUCACCAAGUACGCCAGCCACGUUACCGUCCUCGUCCGUCGCGAUGUCCUCCGUGCCAGCCGAACCAUGGCCAACCGUCUCCUCAACCACCCCAAGGUCACCGUUAAGUUCAACAGCGGCGCCACUGAGAUCCGAGGUGGUGAGGAUGGCCUCAUGAGCCACCUCGUUGUCAAGAACAACAAGACCGGACAGGAGGAGGUCCACGAGGCCAACGGUCUCUUCUACGCCAUCGGUCACGACCCCGCCACUACCCUUGUAAAGGGCCAGGUUGACAUGGACGAGGAUGGCUACAUCAAGACCGUCCCUGGUACCACAUACACCAACGUCGAGGGUGUCUUUGCCGCUGGUGACGUCCAGGACAAGCGAUACCGACAGGCCAUUACCAGCGCCGGUACCGGAUGCAUGGCUGCUCUCGAGGCCGAGAAGUUCCUCGCUGACCAUGAGGAUGACCAGCGAGCUGACGACCGACCCAACCUCAACUAAAAAAGAAAUAGACAUAGACACCUAAAAAUCAUAAAACACAUAGACUUGCGCCAUUUUAGACGGGAUAUAGAUAUCUACAUAAAGAGCAGGAGCAGUCGAGACUUUCAAUCUAAUCCACUUCACGUUUGCAUGAUAUACAG